Messenger RNA from Oncorhynchus nerka (sockeye salmon), 2544 nucleotides. RefSeq names its product Ras association domain family member 1 (gene rassf1). The transcript is spliced from 7 exons. Gene Ontology annotation, biological process: Ras protein signal transduction. NCBI's taxonomy places the organism in Eukaryota, Metazoa, Chordata, Actinopteri, Salmoniformes, Salmonidae. The record is from RefSeq and is a predicted model, not a curated record. Bases 459 to 1625 code for a protein of 388 amino acids. Gene Ontology annotation, cellular component: nucleus; microtubule cytoskeleton.
GUGGUGCAUCAUGUUGGGUCGCGCGCGGUGUCAGUAAACCUGUGUCAGUAAACCCGGUCCCUCGGAGAGCUCAGCCGUCGGAUUGAAACUGGUAGUUAACUGGUCGUUAUUAACAUGGUCAUCGAUAAAAGUGCUGUUCUGGGAUGCAUAGGAUAGUUGUAAUUAAAUUAAGUUCAUAGAAACUGUAGGCCACCUAAUAAUCUUCGAUGUGAUGACCUCAAUAACAACUCCGAUGAUAACCGGCUUGGUCUAUGACAGAGCCUGAAGAGGACUCCAUGGACAGCUGUUCUGGCACAUUACACAUCACACCGGAGAUGGACUAAACCCAGAUAGCCUCAGUCAACACUUUCUCUGCACUAUAGACAUCACCUCAUCUGACAUGAUCCAAGCUCUAAAUAAGGAUGCUGCGACAGCCAGUGGAUGGAUUAAUGCCAGCGAGACUGAGUGGGGUGUAGUCCAUGCUAACCAUGGGAAGUGAGCCGCCACAAGCCGUCGCCAGGCUGUUUGCCUGGGUAAAUGGCAUGUCCAAGUGUGAGCUGAUUGAGCUGAAAGACCUCAGCCUGAAUGAUCGCAUAGAGCUGGCACCAGACCCACCAGCCUCUCUGCCCCCAGCAGCGCCCCUGACCCCCAGGCAGAUGAGAGCUCCGGAGAGGCCCAGCCACGUGGUCCGGCUGGUGGGGGACAGUGUGAGUGUUGAGGGGCCCUCGUGGUUCACAGGUCAGGUUGGAAAGGGACAUGACUUCCAGCCCUGCAGUUAUACCCAGAUCAGCUGGUGCGAUUUGUGUGGUGAAUUCAUCUGGGGCCUUUACAAACAGAGCCUGAGCUGUGCUAACUGCAGUUACACCUGUCACUUCCAGUGUCGACCGUUUAUCCAGUUGGAUUGCAGCACCGAUAGUAGACUCCUCACUACCGACCAAACAGAUGUUUCUGAAGACACCGUAGAGACAGACACUAACGUGGAUGUGAUUGAACCUAUUGACUGGGGGAAACAAGUGCUGUCUGUCGGUGACAUCCAGCAGAAGGUGAAGGAAUAUAAUGCGCAGAUCAACAGCAAUCUCUACAUGGUGCUGAACCGAGACGGAUCCUACACUGGCUUCAUCAGGGUCCUUUUUAAGCUGACUCGGCCCGUGUCACUCCCACCCCCUCGGAAGGCGUCUUCACCACAGGAAGAGGGACAACAGGAGGGGGGGCUUAAGCACCGGACAUCUUUCUACCUCCCCAAAGACACGGCCAAACACCUGCACAUAAGCUCCCAGACGCGGGCACGUGAGGUCAUAGAGGCCCUGCUCAACAAGUUCACCGUGGUGGACAACCCUGCCAAGUUUGCUCUGUUUGAGCGCAGCGAACGUGAAAACCAGAUAUACCUUCGUAAGCUGUCUGAUGACGAGAGGCCGCUCCACCUGCGUCUGUGUGCCGGACCCAAUGAGAAAGUCCUCAGUCUGGUGUUGAAAGAGAAUGAGACGGGGGAGGUCAAUUGGGAUGCAUUCAGCUUUCCUGAGCUGCGUAAUUUCCUGCGGAUCCUUCAGCGUGAGGAAGAGGAGCACGUCCGGCAGAUAGUCAAGCGCUACGCUCUGGCCAGGGAUAGGAUGAAGGAGGCCAUGGCCAGCAUCACCACCCCCGGCUGAUGUGAUGGCAUGAUGGGUGACAUCAUGGUAGAGAGGCAUUCACACUGUUGACCAGCGGCCACCAGGAGCAUGGCACACAAUGCCACUCUUGAGUUCAAAGUUCAAAUGUCUUUAGGGCUGACCCUGCUGUAGCAGAUAGAGCACAGCAACCCCUGCAGCUGUGAAGGGCAACUAGGGCCAAUAGGGGGUUAGGUAGGGGGCGACACCGGAAGUCAGAGAUCAAUCAUGAACACGUCUUUGAGACAGACAAGGUAAUAGCAGUGCAAGUUAGGAGAGAGAGUAGAGGUAUUUAGUGCAAACCAGUAGGCUACUGCUACAUGUUGUGUGGCCUGGAUUGGGCAUUACUGUGAAGGACAGGAGGAAGUUAUCUGAGGAAUGAGGACAGACGAUACUGUCAUUGACUGGACACCUAGGAGAUAUCCUGGUCUGGACACUGCUUAACUGGAGAACUGGAGUUUUUCACUGGGAACAUUGUAUGUUGCUGCUCAGUUGUUGUGGGAAGGAUUGGGUAAAUAAAGAUGUAACUGUAUUGAGCUGUUGUUACUCUCUCUGUUACUCAUAUUUCCCCUUUGUCGUUAAUAACGGGAUCCUUGAAUGUGUCUGACAUGUCAAUCUGUUGCAGACCAGGGUUGUGUUCAAUAGGGCAUAUUGCAGCAAAAUGUUUUGCAAUUGAAAACAAAAUUCUGUGUUCUUAUUGGGACAGUUUAGGUCUCUCCCCGUUUCAAAAAUGUUUUCUUCCUACUGAACAUGGCCCAGCUUUCUGGGAAGCCAUCUGCCCUAAUUACUCAGAGAAAUCAUGUGAACUUGUAAUUAGCCUGUAAUGCAUGUUUUACUAUGGGAAUGAAAUAUCCAGGGAACAGAAUCUGUUGUAAUGUGUUCAUACUUCCACUUCUAAUAAAAAUAUAACACAUGAACUACA